This is a messenger RNA of Tigriopus californicus, 690 nucleotides long. RefSeq names its product ubiquitin-related modifier 1-like (gene Urm1). Gene Ontology annotation, cellular component: cytoplasm; nucleus. Lineage: Eukaryota; Metazoa; Arthropoda; Copepoda; Harpacticoida; Harpacticidae. Gene Ontology annotation, molecular function: protein tag activity. The transcript has a single exon. The record is from RefSeq and is a predicted model, not a curated record. Bases 304 to 690 code for a protein of 128 amino acids. Gene Ontology annotation, biological process: tRNA thio-modification; protein urmylation.
CCUGGCUUCCUGAGGUUCAGGACUCGUUUCAGCCCAAUCCCAAGACGAAGACGACGCAUGUGUGCCAUUCCCUCGUGUGUGCCUUGAUUCCAUCCCAUUGCUCCACCCCUAGGCGGACUGUCGCCGCCCACUCUUGGCCACUCUUCCCUUUGAAGACUCAGGUCGCCGCCCUAAGCUGAGCUCUCCCCAAGCCACCCAGCCAGCCCGUGAGCCAGUGCGGAAAUUUGAGCGUACUUCUCGUGGAGAGAAUCUCCAUGGUGAGGCGCCCCUUUGGACCCGAGGUCAAAGUCCAGCAUCGUCCUUAUGAGCGCCUCAUCCCCGUCCGAUCUCAGCCCUAACCGGACUUGCGGCUCGUCUCCGCCCGCUCAGCCCGCUCAGCCGGCCGCCGCCAGCGCCACGCUCCGCCUCCAAUUGGAAUUCUCGGGCGGGGCGGAGCUGUUGGUGGGCCAUCGUCGACAACACGCCGUGGCCGUGGACGGGCAGCGGGUGCGGAACUUGGGCGAUUUGCUGCUCUGGAUCAAGGACCACCUGUUGGAGGAGCGUCCGGAGUUGUUCCUCAAGGACGGGUCGGUGCGUCCCGGCAUCCUGGUGUUGGUCAACGAGGCCGAUUGGGAGUUGAUGGGCCAGACCGACUACGUCUUGGCCGACCAGGAUCAAAUCACCUUCAUUUCCACCCUUCACGGCGGGUAG